GGUGUCGCGCAGGUCGUCAGUGUGGUGGGUGGGCGUUCCUCUGAGUUCGUUCGCUGACUGUUGAUGCUGAGAAGAUUUUAAUCCUCCACGACGAGCUCUCCUGAUGUUUCUUCCUACUCUUGUGGAGGACAUGCAUCACUUUAAGCCUAGUCGAGACAGACUGUACACCACCAGGUGUUGUGGAUGUUGCCAUGUCCGGACGGGGACCAUCAUCCUGGGAACAUGGUAUAUGGUUGUCAAUCUGUUGAUGGGCAUCCUGCUGACUGUAGCUGUGACCCACCCAGAGAACGUGCCCACUAUUGACUUGCAGUAUGAGGUCAUCGACCAUUACUUUGCCUCCGACAGGAUGUCUGAGAAUGCCUGUGUUGGAUUUGCCAUCUCUCUGCUGAUGCUCACCAUCAGCGCCAUGAUGGUGUAUGGAGCCAUUACUCAUCGUGACGGCUGGCUCAUCCCGUUCUUCUGCUACCAGCUGUUUGACUUUGCUCUGAGCUGCCUGGUGGCCAUCAGUUCUCUCACCUACCUCCCCAGGAUCAAGGACUACCUGGACCAGCUGCCGGAUUUCCCAUACAAGGAUAACCUCCUCUCUCUGGACUCCAGCUGCCUGCUGCUCUUCGUGCUCGUCUUCUUCGCCUUCCUCAUCAUCCUCAAGUCUUACCUGAUCAACUGUGUGUGGAACUGCUACAAGUACAUCAACAACAGGAACAUGCCAGAGAUUGCUGUUUACCCGGCCUUUGAGACCCCUCCCCAGUACAUCCUGCCCACUUAUGAGAUGGCAAUGAAGAUGCCAGAGAAGGAGCCACCUCCCCCUUACAUGCCUGCUUAAGCACCAGCCCCUGUUGCCAAAACACACACGCACACAUGCACACACACACACACCACCAUACCACCAUAUGCAUUCCUACCUUCCUUCACUAACCCUUUCUGAGCACCAUUACGCCCUUAUCCCCCCCCUCCCCUGACCUACUGUAUAUGUGUAAGGCCACUGACAACGAUUUGUUCAGCCCUACCCUCUGUAUUACUACAGAGCGUCUAUAGAGCAUCCAGGAGGUGUGAGAGGAGAAAGAUGGGAAAGACUGAAAUCUGUGUGAAAUGAAUGAAUGAAUGUGAUGUUUGAAAAAGCAACGGACGCUACCAGCCCUCCCUCCCACCCCCCUGGCCUUUUUUAUGUCUUAGUAAAAGGGAUACGUGUGAAAAUGAAAUUGCUUGAAAUGCUAUCAUCAAUCCAGCACCAUCCUAUCUAUAGAUUGAUAUGAAGUGUAAAAAGAAAAAAAAAAUAUUAUGACAAUCCAUUUAUUAUAGCUCUUAUUGUUGAAUUGUGUUACUUUUUCCCUUUUAAUUAUUAAGACCUAGACUAUUCCAUCUCAGUCUUGAAUGGAGUCUGUAGCACUUUUUUCGUCUGGUAUUUAUUUAGCUUCGCUGUGGCUCAGUUCACCACCACCCCUGACAUUUUCAUCACUCUCUGCUGCCCCGAUGUGUUAGCAAAGUUAGUGAUUAGUUUCCCAGCUGAGACUGAAAGACAGACGAAGCGCGAGAGAGAGAGCAGAGGGCACCGAUGAUGGAUCAUUUUCUCUGCUUCCUUCUCACCUGUCAUCUGGAGCAAACGGCUGGUCUUGUGAACAUUAGUAUUUGCAUGCUUAUCAACAACUUCCCCCAUUACUUUAUUGGUAAUAUGAUUUUAUCCUAGUGGAAAUACAUUUGACUUCAAUAAACGUUUCAGAACAUUUUA
Cottoperca gobio is the source of this 1726-nucleotide messenger RNA. RefSeq names its product lysosomal protein transmembrane 4 alpha (gene laptm4a). Gene Ontology annotation, cellular component: lysosomal membrane. The coding region runs from base 104 to 823 and encodes 239 amino acids. The record is from RefSeq and is a predicted model, not a curated record. Lineage: Eukaryota; Metazoa; Chordata; Actinopteri; Perciformes; Bovichtidae. The transcript is spliced from 7 exons.